GCCAUGAAUACAUCGUAGACGGUUAUUCAUAAUCACGACGUGUAUGUAAAGAUACUGACUGCGUUAUUAAAACUGCUAAACGCUGCAUUCACAACCCAAUAGAGAGCGGAUUAUGUCGAUUCAUAACGACUCAUUUCAUGAACGACAGAAGCAAUGCGAGCUAUUGUUAUGACACAAUUUAUAUCUAAGUAACAUUUGGUAAGAACUUCUAUACAUUUGAAGUAACGGAUUAUCGGCGUGAGGGAUAAACAUGGAGGUGGAAGUAACAGUGGCCCUCGUUGCGGCAAUCCUCGCGAUGUUGAUCGUGCACCUGUAUCGGCAUUUUACUCAACUCCGACGUAACGGCAUACCAGGCCCAACCCCUUGGCCGUUGGUGGGCAACCUGUUGCAGAUGUUUUACAGGGGUGUUAACAAGACAGACGAAGAGUGGUUUCAAAAAUACGGAAAAGUCUAUGGAUGCUACUUUGGUUACCAGCCCCAGGUUGUCACUUGCGACCCUGAACUUAUCAAGAACGUGCUUGUGAAAGACUUCCACAACUUCACCGACAGGCCGGUUCCGAAGAAUAUUCCCCGAUUGCUGUCGGAAGGUCUGUUUUUCAUGCAAGGCCGUAACUGGAAACGUGUUCGGAACCUUUUGACGCCGUCGUUCAGCGCUGCUAAACUCAAACAGUUUUUACCAAUUAUCGACAAAUGUGCAUCUGUGUUAGCGACGAACAUUGGCAGCCAAAUCAGAAAAGAGGUGGACGUUCGAAAGAUAUUUUCGCACUUCACGAUGGACGCCAUCGCUUCUACCGCUUUUGGUAUCGACAUCGACUCUCAGAACCAACCGGAAGACCCCUUUGUGACACACAUUGAGCGUUUAUUUAUCCCGAGUUCUUUUACAAGGAUUUACGUCGUGCUGACGUCCUCGAUUCCGAUUUUGGGCGAUGCGCUGAAAUAUCUCGGAUUUUCCUCGUCGCCCGGCAAAACCAUAGAUUUUUACCAACGCACCGGUCAGACUCUUAUUGACGAAAGAAAGAAACACAAAAUGGAGCGUGUCGAUUUUAUUCAACUGUUGUUAAAAGCGGAGUUUGAUCCAGCAAAAUCCGAAUAUAUCCAGAACGGGGUUGAUAUUGGACCGAGCGACCUUUCCGAAGAUAUUCAGCAGAAAGAAAAGCUAACGGACUUUGAAAUCAACGCCACGGCGUUUGUUUUCUUUCUCGCGGGGUUUGAGACCACGGCAAGCUUGCUUCGUUAUUCCACCUACGUACUGGCACUUCAUCCGGAUAUUGAGGCCAAGUUGCUCCGAGAGAUUGAGGAAAACAUUCAGGAGGAAAGUCCGACGUAUCAAAAUCUGGCUACGUUAAAGUACAUGGAUCAGUUUUUCAACGAAGUUCUUCGAAUGUACCCGCCCAUUACGAGACUGUCCCGCACGUGUCAAACGGAUAUCCGGUACGGUGAUAUGGUGAUACCACGUGGUACCAGCGUGGUGGUUCCAGUCUGGACCGUUCAUUACGAUCCAGAAAACUAUCCGGAUUCGGAAGUGUUCGAUCCUGAAAGGUUCAGCACGGAGGGUGGUAAGACGUCGGGCGGUGCGGACGGGAUGACAUUUCUGCCUUGGGGAGUCGGGCCUAGACACUGCAUCGGAAUGAGGCUCGCCCAGGUCGAGGCCAAGAUAGCGCUUGUGCACAUCCUCCGGAAGUUCCGCUUCGAAAGGACAGAGAAGACAGUCGUUCCUCUUGAACUACUCCACGUCGGUGUGCUGAGGCCCAAAACUCCGAUCUUGCUUCGUGUUGCGGCGCGAUAAAGAGCGCAUCGGAGUUGUUUCGGAAUUCACAUGCAGUAACACACUAUUGGGGGGGAUCUUUUGUCGAUGUUUGAGAAGCAUUCAAAAUUGAGUGUCGCAUUUCUACGAUAUAAAGGCUAUCAACAACGAUAUCACGAACACCAGAGUUUACUGGCCGGUCUGCACAAAGAUUACCGGGAAUAUAUUUAUUGUGUCAAGAAACACACAACAACAGUAGCAUAUGUUAUGGGUCGCUAUUCACAAAAACAUGUUCACAGAUGCCCGCUACAGCUUUGUUGAUAGUAGUGUAACACCACACCCUGUGCAUGCUAAAUAUUGUACUAUAUGAUGUACUUACCUUGCAUAAUCAAACUUAUGUUUGUUAAAUAUUUCAGUAUACUGCUCACAGUUUAAUUUAACAAUAUGUGUAAAACCGUUGAUUGUGUCCGUUUCAUUUUAUUUAAUAUUAAAGAUACGACAUUG
Messenger RNA from Dreissena polymorpha, 2248 nucleotides. RefSeq names its product cytochrome P450 3A41-like. The transcript has 14 exons. The record is from RefSeq and is a predicted model, not a curated record. Lineage: Eukaryota; Metazoa; Mollusca; Bivalvia; Myida; Dreissenidae. The coding region runs from base 251 to 1786 and encodes 511 amino acids. Gene Ontology annotation, molecular function: heme binding; steroid hydroxylase activity; oxidoreductase activity, acting on paired donors, with incorporation or reduction of molecular oxygen.